CAGUGACGCCACUGGAACUAGGGAACAUGGCGGAGGAAGAGCAUUUAGUUGAUAAUUUUGAACAUCUGGAUUUUUUAAGAGACAGACAUGUGCGCUUUUUUCAGAGAUGCAUGCAGGUGUUACCUGAGAGAUACGCUUCAUCGGAAACCAGCAGGUUGACUAUUGUAUUCUUUGCUCUUUCUGGACUUGACGUUCUUGAUGCACUGGAUGUUGUAGACAAGCCCAGUCUAAUUGAGUGGAUCUACUCAUUACAGGUUUUACCCACAGAGAAUCAAUCCAAUCUUGGUCGUUGUGGCUUUCGAGGAUCAUCACACAUUGGAGUUCCAUACAGUGCUUCCAAGGGCCCUGGGAUUGCUCAUCCAUAUGACAGUGGCCAUGUGGCUAUGACCUACACUGGCCUCGCCUGUCUUAUUAUUCUGGGUGAUGACCUGAGUCGGGUCAACAAGAAGGCAUGUCUGGCAGGAUUAAAGGCCCUACAGCUGGAAGAUGGCAGUUUUUAUGCAGUGCCGGAGGGAAGUGAGAAUGACAUGAGGUUUGUGUACUGCGGUGCUUGUAUCUGCUACAUGCUGGAUGACUGGUCAGGAAUAGACUGCACAAAAGCCAUUGAUUACAUCAGGAGGAGCAUGUCCUACGACAAUGGCAUUGGGCAGGGGGCAGGCCUGGAGUCACACGGUGGCUCCACAUUUUGUGCCAUUGCUACUCUGUGUCUGAUGGGAAAAUUACAAGAGAUGUUCAGCGAGCGAGAGCUGAACCGAAUACAGAGGUGGUGCAUUCUGAGGCAACAGAACGGCUUCCAAGGGCGGCCCAACAAACCUGUGGAUACAUGUUACUCGUUUUGGGUGGGCGCAACAUUACAGCUUCUGGACGUCUUUCAGUACACCAACUUUGAGAAGAACCGUAACUAUAUCAUGUCCACUCAGGACAGUUUAGUGGGCGGGUUUGCUAAAUGGCCAGACAGCCAUCCAGACCCUCUACACACCUACUUCGGCAUUUGCGGCUUGUCGUUGAUAGGAGAGCCAAACCUGCGCAAGGUGCACCCAGCACUGAACAUCAGUUACAGAGCCUUCGAGCGCAUGCAGCAGCUGCACCGGACAUGGAGGGAGCGCUGCACAUGACAAAGUGACACCAUAUCCACAAGCUCCCUCCCCCCACACACUCCAAGCCAUGUACCAGCUACGCCUUGUCCCUUGGAUACCCAGCUGUAUCAACUUUAGCAGUAGAAAAACAAGCCGAACACAAUCCGUCUGCUUCAGCGGAGGGUGGAAGGUGCCGAUGAAUAAAUAAUCAGGCCAGCAUAAUCAAUUAUUGAAUGUGAAACUGACGGUUGUCGCUUGGUCCAUGAAGAACGUUGUUUGGGCCCUAAAAGCAUAAACAAGACAUACUGUUCAUUAUCAAUAGUUUUUUUAAUGAGCUGCACUUGCUUCUUCUUAGACAAACUUCUAGUUAGGUUCUUAAUAUCAUCACUUUCUCUGUCACACUUUGCUUUGCCAUGUAUUAAUGUUUUACUUCGAUAUAUACAAUUAGACUCUUGUGCAUUCAAUUAAAAUAAUCGAUCUUUAGAAUAGCUUUUGGUUGCAUCCCAGUGACCUUAAGUAAUGUCACAUUAUUUAAUCAUGUUUUCUAUACACUGCUUCUUACGCUUUAGUUAUUGUUUACUAACCAGGUUGUCUAAUGACUGUUCUUAUAGAACGUGCCUCAGAUGAUGAACUCUGCACUCACCUUUAGAUCCUCGUUACCUUGUUUUUGCCAAUUGACGUCACUUCUGAAAAAAAGAUACUUGAAUGUUUCAGCAAAAUAAAAAGAAAAAAAAAUCAAAUGUAUUUUUUCUACGCUUAUGAAAUAUCCAUAGUAUACAUUAAAAAAGAGUUUGAGAUGACAGUGACAACUUUCUCUAACUAUAAACUACUGUAAAAUGUACUGUGUAAAUAAAUCAAUAGCAUUCGCUCAUGUCCAGUGAAGACAAGUGCGCAUAUUUAAUCGAGGAUUAAAAUAAAGUAUCUCUGUAGAACUCUGUUGGAUUCUGCUUUCAGUCAUUAUUUAUAUAUUUUAAAACACCUCACA
Messenger RNA from Trichomycterus rosablanca, 2061 nucleotides. It is a transcript of the gene pggt1b, whose product is annotated as protein geranylgeranyltransferase type I, beta subunit. Gene Ontology annotation, cellular component: CAAX-protein geranylgeranyltransferase complex. Bases 27 to 1115 code for a protein of 362 amino acids. Gene Ontology annotation, molecular function: CAAX-protein geranylgeranyltransferase activity. Gene Ontology annotation, biological process: protein geranylgeranylation. The record is from RefSeq and is a predicted model, not a curated record. NCBI's taxonomy places the organism in Eukaryota, Metazoa, Chordata, Actinopteri, Siluriformes, Trichomycteridae. The transcript is spliced from 9 exons.